AUGUUUGUGACAGCAACUUACUGGAGACAGGCUGUGUCUAAUGUAGUAGGAGAUGUGCACAAGCGAAGAAGCAGUUUUGAAUCUCUCUUUUGCUAUGAUAAGGCUAUACCAGAGGAGAUGAUUGAAAAACCGAUUGGUUUAUCCUUGGCGGAGAAAGAUAUUGGAGAUAAUCCUCACUGUGACUGUUGCCAAGCCAAAGGUGCAGUCCUUUGUGCCACUUGCUCUGGUUCGGGCUUGUAUGUUGACUCUAUACUGGAGAGUCAGGGAAUCAUUGUCAAAGUUCGAUGCCUAGGUAUAGACUUUAUUCAUGCAUUAUCCUCAUUUAGCUUUGUGUCAUUAACUUGGAUUCUGAUAACGUAUCCAAUUGAAAUACAUCCAAUAUUAGCUCUUAUUAAUGUUUUGCAAGUUCUCCAUAAGUGACACGUUGCACUUGCUUUUGGGUGUUUCGAAAAAUCAAUUACGGGCGUUGUGCUUGCCUCGGGGUGUUUCGACAAAUAAGUUAAGGCGUCGCAUCAGCUCCUGGGUGCAGUGAUAAAUAGGUAAGGGUCUUCAUGCCAUGGACGGACGUGGGGGGUAAGGAAACUAGUUCACGAUAAUAGACUUAGAUUAACAACAUAGAACAUAGGUACACUCAUAGGCAAAACAAUGGAAUUUGUAGACACUAUGAGCACGAGAAAAAUUAGUAUAGUAUGCUUAUAAGAAAUUAAGUGGGUAAGUGAGAAGGCAAGGGAGAUAAAAAAUACAGGAUGUAAGAUUUAUUAUACUGGAAAUGAUAGAUGAAGAAAUGGAGUAUGAAUAGUUGUAGAUAAAGGCUUAAAAGAUAGCGUAGUAGCAGUUAUAAGGAAAUGAUAUAGGAUUAUAUCUAUCAAACUUGUAGUUAGAGAGAAUAUAAUUAAUGUGAU
Ilex paraguariensis (yerba mate) is the source of this 902-nucleotide messenger RNA. The record is from the annotation of a GenBank genome assembly. Lineage: Eukaryota; Viridiplantae; Streptophyta; Magnoliopsida; Aquifoliales; Aquifoliaceae.